Messenger RNA from Oncorhynchus masou masou (cherry salmon), 1060 nucleotides. RefSeq names its product lathosterol oxidase-like. NCBI's taxonomy places the organism in Eukaryota, Metazoa, Chordata, Actinopteri, Salmoniformes, Salmonidae. Gene Ontology annotation, molecular function: C-5 sterol desaturase activity; iron ion binding. Gene Ontology annotation, cellular component: membrane. The record is from RefSeq and is a predicted model, not a curated record. The coding region runs from base 11 to 922 and encodes 303 amino acids. The transcript has 4 exons.
UGAUUCAGAUAUGGAUCUCGUGCUGAACGUUGCCGACCACUAUGUCCUCACCCCCUACGUGUACCCGUUGUCAUGGCCCGAGGACACAGCACUGCGCCAGAUCAUCAGCCUGUUGGUAGUCACCAACCUGGGGAUCGCGGUCCUCUACCUGGGCCUUGGCUGGCUGAGCUACCAAUUCAUCUUUGACCACAACCUCAUGAAACAUCCACAGUUUCUAAAGAACCAGGUGUGGCUGGAGAUCAGACAUGCCAUGACCUCGCUACCCAUUAUUAGUAUCCCCACCGUGGUGUUAUUUUUCAUUGAGGUCAAAGGAUACAGUAAGCUGUAUGACAACGUUGAAGAAUCUCCCAUGGACUGGCCCUUUGUGCUUUUCAGCAUUAUUUCCUUUGUGUUAUUCACGGAUGGGUGCAUCUAUUGGAUUCAUCGGUUUCUUCACCACAGAUGUAUUUACAAGCACUUCCACAAGAAGCAUCAUGUGCUGAAGAUCCCCACGCCGUUCGCCAGCCACGCCUUCCACCCGCUGGACGGCUUCCUGUCGAGCCUGCCCUACCAUGUCUACCCCUUCCUCUUCCCCCUGCACAAGGUGCUCUACCUGGCCCUCUACAUCUUUGUCAACAUCUGGACCGUGUCCAUCCACGACGGCGCCUAUCGCAUGCCCGGUCCACUGCAGGAGGUGGUCAAUGGGGCGGCCCACCACACGGACCACCACCUCUGCUUCAACGUCAACUACGGCCAGUACUUCACCUUGUGGGACCGCAUUGGUGGGUCUUACCAAAACCCCUCGGUUCUCGAAGGGAAGGGCCCCCUCGACUGCAUUAGUAGACUGACGGCCGAGGGGAAGAUUAGCUCUAAUGGGGCUAAUGCCAAUGGCCACACGAAUGGGCAUGAUAAUGGAAGUGGUACAAAGAGCAAGGAGGAGUAGCUGGUAGCAGCUAACCAAACUAUUCUUUCAGAGAACCACCCAGGCCAUCAAGACCCAUGAGUAACUCCAUUGUGUGUUUGAUAGCCAAUGGGUUCUCAGCAAACCUUUCACCGCCAUAUCUGAGGAGAAGCGGUCUCC